CUCGCGGUCCCCUCCUGCCCCCCCGGCCGUCCCGGCGGCCAUUGCUCCAAGAUGGCGGCGGCGGCGGCGGCGGCAGUGCAGCUGAGCUGGGCUGGAACCGCCUCCCUGGAACUCCCCCAGCCUGCAACGUAGGAGGAUGCCCUGGAGGCCCAGCUAGGGCCUGAAUUUGGCCCCAUGCGGCUCACCCGCUGCCAGGCUGCCCUGGCAGCCGCCAUCACCCUCAACCUCCUGGUCCUCUUCUAUGUAUCCUGGCUGCAGCACCAGCCCAGGAACUCCCGGGCCCGGGGUCCCCGUCGCGGAUCUUCCGCCCCCCACGUCACCAUCCUGGUGCGGGAGUUCGAGGUCUUUGACAACGCAGUUCCUGAGAUGGUGGAUUCCUUCCUGCAACAGGACCCAGCCCAGCCGGUGGUGGUGGCAGCCGACACACUCCCGUACCCACCCCUGGCCCUGCCCCGCAUCCCCAACGUUCGCCUGGCGCUGCUGCAGCCUGCUCUGGACCUGCCCGCCGCAGCCUCGCGCCCCGAGACCUACGUGGCCACUGAGUACGUGGCCCUGGUGCCCGAUGGGGCAAGGGCCGAGGCACCAGGCCAGCUGGAGCGUAUGGUGGAGGUGCUCCGAACGGGAGGUGCACGCCUGGUGGCCGCGCGGGUCGCCUCAGCCAACCCUGCCCGGUGCCUGGCCCUGAACGUCAGCCUGAGGGAGUGGACAGCCCACUACAGCCCGGCCCCCUCCGCACCCCGCUGCGACGCCCUGGAAGGGGAUGCUGUGGUACUCCUGCGCGCCCGCGACCUCUUCAAUCUCUCAGCGCCCCUCGCCCGGCCGGUGGGCACUGGCCUCUUCCUGCAGACGGCCCUGCGAGGCUGGGCAGUGCAACUGCUGGACUUGACCUUCCCGGCUGUGCACCAGCCCCCGCUGGCCACGGCCCACGCACGGUGGAAGGCGGAGCGUGAAGGACGCGCGCGAAGGGCGGCGCUGCUGCGGGCGUUGGGCAUCCGCCUGGUGAGCUGGCAGGGUGGGCGCCUCGAGUGGUUCGGCUGCAGCAAGGAGACCCCACGCUGCUUCGGGACCGUGGUGGGUGACACGCCAGCCUACCUGUACGAGGGGCGCUGGACGCCUCCGUGCUGCCUGCGAGCGUUGCGUGAGACCGCCCGCUACGUGGUGGGUGUGCUGGAAGCGGCUGGCGUGCGCUACUGGCUGGAGGGCGGCUCGCUGCUGGGGGCGGCACGCCAUGGGGACAUCAUCCCGUGGGACUAUGACGUGGACCUGGGCAUCUACCUGGAGGAUGUGGGCAACUGUGAGCAGCUGCGGGGGGCCGAGGCGGGCUCCGUGGUGGAUGAGCGUGGCUUCGUGUGGGAGAAGGCCAUAGAGGGCGACUUCUUCCGCGUGCAGUACAGCGAAAGCAACCACCUGCACGUGGACCUGUGGCCCUUCUAUCCCCGCAACGGGGUCAUGACCAAGGACACGUGGCUGGACCACCGGCAGGAUGUCGAGUUCCCUGAACACUUCCUGCAGCCUCUCGUGCCCCUGCCCUUUGCCGGCUUCGUGGCACAGGCGCCUAACAACUACCGCCGCUUCCUGGAGCUCAAGUUUGGCCCUGGGGUCAUCGAGAACCCCGAGUACCCCAACCCGGCACUCCUGAGUUUGGCAGGAAGCGGCUGAAGUCCUGACUCCCGCGCUUGGGGUCAGGGGAACCAUCUUUUGUCUUGGUGUCGCUGGCAUUUGGUGGGCGGGCCAGGGAUGCCAAGCCGCUCUUCAGGGCCCAGCACAGUUCGAGACAUCAAAACCAUGUCCUGCCCAACAUUUCCAGGAAUCCUGGGUUCCGGUGCUGGGACAGAAUUUUGGAAAGAGAGGGAGAAAGUAUAGAUUCUGGGGCCGGACUGCCACGAUUCAGCCCCCGGGUCUAACACUUAACAGGUGGCCCUGGGCUAGUGUUCCGGUUUCUCUGCCUCAGUUUCCUUCAGGAUUCAGUGUCUGGCACAUAAAGAACGCCAGGACGUUGGCUGCUAGGCUUGCUUUAACCACUAGAGGGCGCCUUUGUCCUACCAUGGGGCCAAGACAACAGCAAGCCCAGGACCUGUGCUCCAUAGCUUUCACGGCUCUUGAGCCUUUGGUGUUCUGCCUGAACCUCUGUGCCCCGCCAGGCAGGAUAACCAUCACCCCUUCUUCCGGAAUGCGACUUCCUCCCUUCCUGGGAGAGCCCUGUUGAGGUGCAUGCCGCUCUUAACCUCAUCAGAGGAGGAAAAGGACUCAGAGCUCUGAGGUAUGACUGUAGUUAAGAGGGCUUCUGGAUUGGGGCCCCAUUCCUUAUUAACUGUGUUACCUCGUUAUUUAAACUCUCUGCACCUGUUUCUCUGCUUGCAAGGCAGAGUAAAUAACCAUAGCUGACAUUUACUGAGCACUUACUGUGUACCAGGCAUUGUUCUCAGUGUUUCACAUGAAUUACCUGAUUUACCCCUUGCCUCCACUCUCCCAGAUGAGAGCUGCUAUUAUUUCCAUUGUACAGAGGAGGAAACUGAGGCCAAAAUGGUAAAGUCACUUGCCCAAGGUCAGACAGCAUAGGAAGUGGCAGAGUGGGAACUUACAUCCAGGCUGUCAGUCUGGAACCCACACUGAAAUGAACCACAGUGCCCAUUCUAAUACUGGUACCCAAGAGGACCCUUACCACUUAGGAGGCAGAGUGACAGCAGCCUUCCUUUUGUGAUCAUGCACCUAAGAGUAAAUACUGUUUGGGCAUGUACCCUCAAUAUGUGUGUUUAUUUGUAAAUGAUAUACAAGUACUACUAUCAUGCUGUGUAUUCAUGAUAAGGCUUAAAUUAUUCCAUUUUUUAAAUUAAAAAUGAAUAUAAAGGUUUUUGUUUACUUGCCUCAACCCAACGGCUUGUCCCGCACACCUCCUGGUAUGUUCACCUGGUUUUUGAAACAGGCUUUGAAGUGGAACAGGCCCGGGUUCAAAUCCCAGCGCUUCUGCUUCCUUCCACGUGAACCAAAGCCACUGUGAGCCUGCCUGUGCACUUCUGCUUUGUACCUGGGAAAGGGGUAUGAUGAGAGCGCCCACCACACAGGGGUGCUGUGAGGCACUUGAGUGGUAAAGGGGUCAGGAAUCAGGGCUGAGUUUAGAUCCUGGCUUGGUCACCUGCUUUCUUUGUAGGUCCUGGCUUGGUGACCUUAGGUGUCGCUGCCUCUCUGAACCUAUAGAUUGGGUGGGAGGAUUGAAAUGUGAACUCCUUACAGGAAAAGGCUUCACAAUCAAGAGAAGACAAAUAUGCAAAUUUAGUUCACUCCUCCGAGGCUCAGGUGUCCAAAGCCUGACUUCUUAUAACGCAGCCUGUUUUUAGCCACUGAACCCAUAAAUGGCUCACAAAGAGACUGCCGUGUUCCCAUGGAGCAUUCUGGAAACAUACGGGGAUGAUUUGGGCUAUCACCGUGGUCGGUGAUGCUGUUGGAAGGCAUGGCCCAGGGAUAGACAUGUCUUAUGAUACAUGUAGGGCCUCUGCACACAAUUAAAGCAGUGUCCCUUGUUGCAUACAGUUUUAAAAUGGCACCUCGGACAUUCAUGAAAAACUAGUGAUGUUCAAAAAAUUUUGCAAUGGGCACAGUAAUAUAAAUUAAUAUGUAAAUCAUAUAAGCAUCCAAUUUUUGAAAUAUUUCUUUAAAUCUCAAGUAAUCAAAAUGAUCUAUCUACAGAUACAUAUUUCUUUAAGUUUUUGCCAGGAACAUAAGUUGAAGCUCUACUCAUUCUUAAAUUAUUUAAUGAUUUUGUUUCAUUUGGAAAUUGUUAGUGUGAUUUCAUUUUUUUAGUGUGAUUUCUUGAUUGACACAGCUGUAUAUGUGUACAUAUGUGAAAUAACAUUUAUCUGUAUAGAUAUAUAACCUUGCCUUAGCUAUGUAUGAUUUGACAAGGGAACCACAUUAAAUGCUUCUAUUAACUUCCCAUUAGAUUGAGAAUCAUUAGGUGACCUGCGAUUUCGACAGAUAAAGAAUUUCUCUUAGCAUCAAC
Molecule: messenger RNA, 3997 nt
Organism: Rhinolophus ferrumequinum (greater horseshoe bat)
Lineage: Eukaryota; Metazoa; Chordata; Mammalia; Chiroptera; Rhinolophidae
Gene: FKRP
Product: fukutin related protein
Exons: 3
Coding region: 175-1659 (494 amino acids)
Biological process (GO): protein O-linked glycosylation via mannose
Cellular component (GO): Golgi apparatus
Source: RefSeq, a predicted model, not a curated record